AUGGAGGGGAAGAAAAGAAAGGCAGCCGCGACUGCGGCACCGACCGAGGGUGAAAGACCUUCCAAGAAGGCGCAAACUGGCACUGUAAAAGUCACCCACUUCCGCGCCUCGGAGGUUGCUCAACCGGUCGUUGUGACCUCUCCUGGUGUGGCUCUUCCGUCAGAUCUCACCUUCACCGGCUAUUCCAAGAAAGAGGCCGGCGGUAGGUCAAGCCUCCUCCUUCAAUCCUCCGAACAUCCUACAAUCGAUUAUGUCGCAAUUGAGAGCGGCCCGACCAGCGCCACUGACAAACAUCUCAAGCACUACGUCGCCAUAUUCGACAAGGCGUCAACCAAGCUCAAAGUCAUGGAAGCGAAAAAGAUGACAGUGAGGAGUACGGUGCGUGUCCCAGACAGAGAAAGUGAGGACGAGGAGGAAGAUACAGUCCAAGCCACACCUUCGUCUCGUGCAGCCUUGACUCAGGCCUUUGGCACCAAGAAAUCAAAGAAAGCAGUCGCAUCCAUAGCAGAGAACCGACUGCUGGCGCGCGACGGCGAAACCGACAACCCCGUCUCCGCUGCCAUCCUCAACUCAAUCCACGCAGAGGAGGAAGACGACUCAGAGGCCGGCCUUGCCAGCGAUGCGCUCACAGCACGAGCCAACAAGCCUCUGCCUCCAGUAGACAUGACCACCACCGAAAUCUCCAAAGUGUACGACCUCUCCCAGCUGGUGCACCCUGGGCCCUGGAAAACCACGCUGUCGCAAAUGCAAAUCGCCUUCUGGCGGGACUGCCUACAGAAAAACAAAUCCAUUCCCACGAGCCUGCGCUUCAUAGCGACACGCCUCAGCUAUCUCGGACAAAGACACCUCAAAGACCCGGAAAACAUCGAAAUCCUCCAGAAGCUCCAACUACUACGAUACAUCCAGCACCUGGCGGAGAUCCACAAGUACGUCUCCCACCAAAACAGCCGCAGACCAUUGCCGCCCGUGGAGAAGUGGCCGCACGGCACGACAAGCGACACGGCGCUUUCCACAGCCUUCAAAGCAAGACUCGUGUCGCACUUUUUUCCAAGCAGGACGCCCACUGUGUUUGCCAAGACCCUGCUCACCUCGACGAUCCUGGCCCUGACGCUGCACAUCCCGCCCCCGAAAUGGACGCCGGGCGACACCCCAAGCAUGCUGUUCACGGAGCCCAGCGAAAUCACGCUCGAUCUCGCCCUCCCGGCCGCAGAAAUCAACAAACUCUACCGAGAACUAGGCUGCAAGUUGGAGAGCAUGACCGACGCAGAGUUGAACAAGUACGGCUGGAACAAGAUUGCGCGACCACCGAAAAAGGUGGACGAGGAGACGGGUCAGGUCGUCAAGUUGCCCAAGCCCAAGUUUGCCAAGUUGAGGUUCCCGAUAGACUUUCCCAAGGUCAGCGCGGGCAGGCCGGGACCGAGGUAG
Messenger RNA from Cladophialophora yegresii CBS 114405, 1425 nucleotides. RefSeq lists its product as uncharacterized. The transcript is spliced from 2 exons. Lineage: Eukaryota; Fungi; Ascomycota; Eurotiomycetes; Chaetothyriales; Herpotrichiellaceae. Gene Ontology annotation, biological process: RNA polymerase I preinitiation complex assembly; nucleolar large rRNA transcription by RNA polymerase I; transcription elongation by RNA polymerase I. Gene Ontology annotation, molecular function: DNA binding. Bases 1 to 1425 code for a protein of 474 amino acids. Gene Ontology annotation, cellular component: RNA polymerase I complex. The record is from RefSeq and is a predicted model, not a curated record.